AUAUAUUUUAUUUAUGUAAGAGCACAGUCAGUUAUGUCUUGUGUGUUUGUUGAGUGUAUUUUACGUAACCACAGGUUUGAUGUUGUUUUGCAAGCGUCAGUAUAGACCAGGCACCCCCAAACUUCGGCCCUCCAGAUGUUUUGGACUACAAUUCCCAUCUUCCCCAACCACUGGUCCUGUUAGCUAGGGAUCAUGGGAGUUGUAGGCCAAAACAUCUGGAGGGCCGCAGUUUGGGGAUGCCUGGUGUAGACAGUCUUAGAUGAAUCAAAGGACCUUACUCAGUAUGGCAGCUGCCUAUGUUCCUAAUGUGUUCUGUGCAUGCUCCAUGAUCAUGGGAUGCUGGCAGACAGAUAUAGCAGAAAUGGGGUGGCAGGAAAGCUUUUAAAAUGAGCACUGCAUACUACAAUAUCUUAGUUGUGAUUUCAUAAAUAUCAGACUCCCUCACCCUAGUUACCUCCCCAUCCCAAUUUAGAAAGUCCCAAACAUUUAGCCUCUCCUUAUAAAGAAGACACGGGUGGUGUUGUGGGUUAAACCACAGAGCCUAGGGCUUGCAGAUCAGAAGGUCGGCGGGUCGAAUCCCCGCAACAGGGUGAGCUCCUGUUGUUUGGUCCCAGCUCUGCCAACCUAGCAGUUCGAAAGCGCGUCAAAGUGCAAGUAGAUAAAUAGGUAUCGCUACAGCAGGAAGGUAAACGGCGUUUCCAUGUGCUGCUCUGGUUCGCCGGAAGCGACUUUGUCAUGCUGGCCACAUGACCUGGAAGCUGUACGCUGGCUCCCUCGGCCAAUAAUACGAGAUGAGCGCCGCAACCCCAGAGUUGGUCACGACUAGACAUUAAUGGUCUGGGGUCCCUUUACCUUUACCUUUACAAAGAAGAGGUGUUCCAGUCCCACUGAUCAGUUUGGCCUACUCCUCUCUGCCGUUUCUCCAACUAUCCUUUUUUUGUGUUUUAAAUUAAAACAGGGCAGCUGGACCUGUGGCCCCCACUCCCACUGAAUUAACUGGGCAGUUUCCACUCACACUUUUCAAGCAGCCCUGCUCAAAUCACAUUUGAUUACCGAUUCAUAUCCGUAUAUGGUAUCAAGGAAAUGAGUUUUCCCAUUUGGAUCCUGAAGAGUCCCGCGUUUCCAUUACAGCACUUUGCCUUACUGUACUGAUAACUGUUGCUAGCAAAGCGUUAGAUUUCCUGUUAUUUUUGUGCGCGCGCGCACGUUUCCUUUGGCUUGAUUGGCAAACUAAGAGGUUCCACGCAUUUUUAAAAUUUAUUUUACUGGUGGUCUCUUGGGAUGCGCGGGUGGGACUGGAGCAGCAACAUGUGUUUCGAGCCCAGGGUGGCGGCGCGGUUUGGGGGGUGGGGGUUUCGGUUUAGCCCACAGCCCCCCAAGCAGCCCCCUGCCUUUCACUUUCGGAGGGCGGUCGCUUCUGUCUCUGGCGAGGUUCUUUUUCUUUGGCAUAGACGCCGCUCGUUUCCUCCUGAGCGCUUUUCAGGAAGGCGCGCCGCGAGACGGCGGAAGGCUGGAGGGCGUCAGUCGAGCUCGGCGAGCCUCUGGUGGGCGUGCCUCGUCCAAGCUUCACCGCUCCAGCCGCCCGCCCCCCCCCCUCGCACACACGCCCAGGAGGCGGCGAAAGCCAGGCAGCCUAGUGCUGUGCCUGGCCAGGCAGGGGGACUCCGACAACCUCGCUACUCGGCUACGGAGGUUUAGGGCGCUGGCUGGGUGUCGAGGGCGCAGGAAAGAACGUGGCCACCAUGCCUGGCAGCGACACCGCCCUGGCCGUGGACAGGACCUACUCGGACCCGGAGAGGCACCGGCGCUUCAAGACUCGGGUGGAAAGACAUGAUAUGAAUACCCUCAGCCUGCCUCUUAAUAUUCGCCGGGGAGGUUCGGACACCAACCUCAACUUUGACGUACCUGAUGGUGUGUUCGAGUUUCACAAAGUAAAACUCAAUGCAGACAGUUUGAAGCAAAAGAUUCUGAAAGUUACGGAGCAGAUCAAAAUAGAACAAACAGCUCGGGAUGGGAAUGUGGCAGAGUAUUUGAAGCUCGUGAACAGUGCGGACAAGCAACAAGCGGGGCGAAUUAAACAAGUAUUUGAAAAGAAGAAUCAAAAGUCUGCCCAUUCCAUAGCCCAGUUGCAGAAGAAAUUGGAGCAGUAUCACAGAAAACUCAAAGAGAUAGAACAAAAUGGUUCCUCCAAAAGUACCAAGGAUACUUCCAAAGACAGCCUGAAGGAAAUCCAACAUGCUCUGAAAGAUGCUCAUGGUAAAUCUCGUACUACUGGCCAGAGCAAUGAGAGCAGCAAAACAGGUGUUCCAGGGGUCUCCUUGACACCACCAGUGUUUGUUUUCAGCAAAUCCAGAGAAUUUGCAAACCUGAUCCGGAAUAAAUUUGGUAGUGCUGACAAUAUUGCUCACUUAAAGAGCAGCCUGGAUGAUUUUAGGCCAGAAACUACUUCCAGGGCCUAUGGUGGAAGUGCUACUAUAGUGGCCAAGCCAAAAUACACCAGUGAUGAUGAGUGCUCAAGUGCAACAUCUGGCUCUGCGGACAGCAAUGGAAACCAGUCCUUUGGCCAUGGUGGGACAAAUGUUCUGGAAAGCCAUGGGAAACUAUCAAUUCUCUUUGAGGGACUGCGGGAAAUAAAGGAAGCACAAUCCCAGUUGGCAGAUGACAUUGAGAAUUUAAAAGUACAAUUCAAAAGAGAGUAUGGCUUUAUUUCUCAAACGCUGCAGGAGGAAAGGUACAGGUAUGAGCGAUUAGAAGACCAGCUGAAUGAUCUAACGGACCUCCACCAGCACGAGACAGCCAACUUGAAGCAAGAACUUGCUAGUAUUGAAGAAAAGGUGGCCUAUCAGGCCUAUGAACGGUCGCGAGAUGUUCAGGAAGCUUUGGAAUCUUGCCAAACACGGGUAUCUAAGCUGGAGAUUCAUCAACAAGAACAGCAGGCCCUGCAGUCAGAAACCGUUAAUGCCAAAGUCUUGCUGGGGAAAUGUAUAAACGUAGUCCUGGCCUUCAUGACCGUAAUCCUAGUGUGCGUCUCCACCAUAGCAAAGUUCAUAGCUCCUAUGAUGAGAAGCCGUUUCCAUAUCAUUUGCACCUUCUUCGCAGUAACUCUUCUUGCAAUUUUAUGCAAAAACUGGGAUCACAUUGUCUGUGCCAUAGAAAAGAUGAUCAUACCAAGAUGAAUCCACAAUGCCCAGAGCAUUUUUGUUUUUAAAAGAAGAAAUACAUCUAAACAAACUACCAAAUCUUUAAUUUUGCAGUUUACCUGUGCAGACUAGAUGAAGACUUUUCUAUUGGGUAUUAAAAUGUGAUAGUGAUAAUUCCUGGCAGUGUAUUUCACCUCGUCAGCCACCUUAUAUGAAAUGAGGUGAAUCUGUUAUCAACUAAUUACUUGUGUAAAUCUUUCUGCCUUAAUCCAAUCUACUUUUUCUACGCUGCAGAAAUCCUAAAUGGUCAAGUCUUGAAUACAUGAUCUUAACUAGACUGGGGUUUAGGAGAAGUAUAAUAGAAAUAAAAAACAGCAAUCCUAGUUGGGAGGUUCCAUUUUCAUGAACAGUCACCUGCAUCAUUCCACUUUACAUAGUACAGUAGCUACUGUUCCCUAUGCAUAGUACAGUAGCUACUGUUCCCUAUCCCUAUGCAAACAGUAAGCUGAGAUUUACACACCUUGGAGAAAUGCUGGUCAUAUUUUCAGCAUCUCCUGAAGACAGAUAUUUAUAAGGUAGAAACUGUGAUGGAGUUUAUUAUCUCUAUUGCCUGCUGCUGACAUUGGCCCAAUAAUCAGAUAAUUCUUACUUAAACCUGCCCCAAAAUUGUUUUGCCUUACAGAUUAGUUUAUAUUAAAUAUUAUAUUCCAUUCCACUUUUGUUUCAUGAUCUUAAAAACGUAUACUGUCCCAACUGUUGAAUAAAUGACGACCUGCCAAUCAUGUGGUCCAAACAUGGAUAUUUAUCUCUUUUCGAGAAAUCUAUGUUGUCUAAUGGGAACUACUUUUUGGCUGAAAUGCAGUAAUAGGAGUUACAUCCCUUUAGGAACCUGCAGCUGUCUAGUGACUGAUGUUGUCAUGGGUAAAUAAGAACAACAGCAUGCAGUCCAAACAGCCAAAUCUUUUUGGCUUUUGUUUUCAUUUUUCCUGUCCAGUUUUUUUAAAAAACUUUUAAACAUUAAAAUACAUUGAUGUAUUUCUCUGGUGAUAAUUUGUGAUGCUCUCCCAACAUCUAGCUAUAGCAGAGCAGUAUUCUCAAAUCAUUGUCUUUAGCCUAAAAUAAUACCGCAAUCACUGUGAGGUUUGUAUUGAAAUAAAACUUCAUGUAUGACAAUACUUGUAUAAAAUAUGUGAAUAAAUAUGGUUAGGAUGUGAAAAGGUGAGAAAUACAUUAGUGGUGCUUUUUUUUGUUUUAAAAAAUGAUGAAAAGGCACCUGCCAAUUUAAUUAUCAGCACUGGUUGCAGAAGAAUGUUGUAACAGUAAUUUGUUUGAAUUGUAAUGAAUUACCCUGUCACACAUCUCCCAUUAAUUUUAAUGGGGUUCACACUAGAGAAUGAUGAAACUGUUAGUUUCAGUUUCUCAUGAGUUUCACAUUUUUAUAAUUUUAAGUUUAGUUUACCACAUUUCUGCAUCCAUUUGCUAUUUUAUGUUUUGGCUAUGCAUUUUACAGUGAUGCACAUUUUCCCCUAAUAUAUGCAUUUUUGUACACAUCUUUGGGUUGGAGAACUGCGUCGUGAAAAUAACAGAACUGUGAAUUUUGAAAGCUACCUGUAUUUAAAUUCACGUACAUUGUUUCAGGAAGUGUGAAUAAGGUAUGUUCACAUUGGGCUCAUCCAGACUGUAGUUUAAUGGGAACAGUAAGUUUUCCUGCACUUUCAUUAAUUUUCCAUUGUCCAUAUGAUGUUCUCCUCCAAAUCACUGACCUCCCUCAGUUUGGAUUCUUUCAUACCAGGGAUGCUCCAGAAGGAGAGGGCAUGAGAAAAUCUGGAGGAGGAUAGACUGUGACUUGGAGGAGAAUGCUAUGUGGACAAAGGAAAAUGAAUGGAGGUACAGGUAGGUUGAGAUUAAACAAGGGCAUGGAUACGUCCAUUAAGAUGUGAACCAAACCGGAUUUCUCCCUCAUCUCUACCUCACACAGGAGAAAAUGUGCUCCAAGGGCACUUCCAGCUGGAGGCAUCUGCCUAUGAAUGUAAUUGUGCAGAAGCCUAGCACUGUGCUGUUGCCAGCCUGCUAUAGUAAGAACCCUGCCCGUCAUGGAAGGAUCAGGGCUAGUGUUUACUUAGCAGUUUUAGUGCUAGGAAAGCAAUAGUGGCAGCACUUGCGAGAAUUAUAUUUUGCUGAAAAGUGAAGGCUUAGUAAAGGCUGUGCAGUUCUCCUGAGAAAAGCCCAGAGUUUGGAAAGCCCCCUUGAGGCUUGGCAUAAUUUCAGGAGCUAAUUUGCUAACGAUGUAAAUACUGGUAAAGUUUGCACUUUAAAAAUGGUUUUAAAAAUCAGUAUGUGCAAUGUUUUAUUUUCGCUUUUUAAAAAAACAAAAAACAAAUCUGGAACUGAACUUGCUGAUGACAAAGACUAAGACAUCGUCUAUAUAUACAGCAGUGCUAACUAUAUCAGUAAUCCAGAAGACAAUGGAGACAACAGGCAUAUAUUAUUUUAAAAAGUCCUCCAUUUUACUAUUUAUUCCCCAAUAUUCCAUUAUCGUUGCAUUAAAAUCUCUAAUUUGAGGAAGGAUGAAUGUGGAUAAGUGUACUGGGUCUGUCCCCCUCCAGUGUCAGAGCCUGUGGAGGCAUUGACCCCCAUGCAACUGUGGGAAGAACUUCUCAAGUGAAGAGUCUGGUUUUACACACAUAAGCUCCCUGCAUGGGAUGUUGAUGGUUCCCACAAGGAGCUUCACCUAGUAGAAGAGGUCCCUCCUGCAGAUGUUUGCCUUCCCAAUACAGUGGUGCCUCGUAAGACGAAUUUAAUUUGUUCUGCGAGUCAAUUCGUUUUGUGAAAAAUUUGUCCUGCGAAUCGUGGUUU
Messenger RNA from Zootoca vivipara (common lizard), 5996 nucleotides. It is a transcript of the gene TMCC3, whose product is annotated as transmembrane and coiled-coil domain family 3. Gene Ontology annotation, cellular component: endomembrane system. NCBI's taxonomy places the organism in Eukaryota, Metazoa, Chordata, Lepidosauria, Squamata, Lacertidae. The record is from RefSeq and is a predicted model, not a curated record.